AUGCCUAUUCCUCCUCAUACUCAUCCUACAGGAGCCUUAAUGUCUAUUCCUCCUCAUACUCAUCCUACAGGACCCUCCAUGUCCAAUCCUCCUAAUACUCAUCCUACAGGACCCUCCAUGUCUAUACCUCCACAUUCUCAUCCUACAGGACCCUCCAUGUUUAUUCCUCCCCAUAGUCAUCCUACAGGUCCCUUCAUGUCUAAUCCUCCUCAUAAUCAUCCUACAGGUCCCUUCAUGUCUAUUCCUCCACAUACUCAUCCUACAGGACCCUCCAUGUCUAUUCCUCCUCAUACUCAUCCUACAGGACCCUUCAUGUCUAAUCCUCCUCAUACUCAUUCUACAGGACCCUCCAUGUCCAUUCUUUCCCAUUCUCAUCCUACAGGACCCUCCAUGUCCAUUCCUCCCCAUACUCAUCCUACAGGACCCUCCAUGUCUAAUCCUCCUGAUACUCAUUCUACAGGACAAUCCAUGUCUAUUCCUCCCCAUAGUCAUCCUACAGGACCCUCCAUGUCCAUUACUUCCCAUACUUAUUCUACAGGACCCUCCUUGUCCAUUCUCUCCCAUACUCAUCCUACAGGAUCCCCCAUGCCUAUUCCUCCUCAUACUCAUCCUACAGGAGCCUUAAUGUCUAUUCCUCCUAAUACUCAUCUUACAGGACCCUCCAUGUCUAUUCCUCCUCAUACUCAUCCUACAGGACCCUCCAGACCCUCUAUGUCUAUUCCUCCUCAUACUCAUCCUACAGGACCCUCCAUGUCUAUUCCUCCCCACAGUCAUCCUACAGGACCAUUUAUGUCUAAUCCUCCUCAUACUCAUUCUACAGGACCCUCUAUGUCUAUUCCUCCUCAUACUCAUCCUACAGGACCCUCCAUGUCUAUUCCUCCUCGUACUCAUUCUACAGGACCCUCUAUGUCUAUUCCUCCUCAUACUCAUCCUACAGGACCCUCUAUGUCUAUUCCUCCUCAUCAUACUCAUCCUACAGGACCCUCCAUGUCUAUUCCUCCUCAUUCUUAUCCUACAGGACCCUCUAUGUCUAUUCCUCAUCAUACUCAUCCUACAGGAUCCCCCAUGUCUAUUCCUCAUCAUACUCAUCCCACAGGACCCUAUAUGUCUAGUCCUCCUCAUACUCAUCCUACAGGACCCUCUAUGUCUAUUCCUCCUCAUACUCAUCCUACAGGACCCUCCAUGUCUAUUCCUCCUCAUUCUCAUCCUACAGGACCCUCUAUGUCUAUUCCUCCACAUACUUAUCAUACAGGACCCUCCAUGUCUAUUACUCCUCAUUCUCAUUCUACAGGACCCUCCAUGUCUAUUCCUCCCCAUAGUCAUCCCACAGGACCCUUCAUGUCUAUUCCUCCUCAUACUCAUCCUACAGGACCCUUCAUGUCUAUUCCUCCUCAUUCUCUUCCUACAGGACCCUCCAUGUCUAUUCCUCCUCAUACUUAUCCUACAGGACCCUUCAUGUCUAUUCCUCCUCAUUCUCUUCCUACAGGACCCUCCAUGUCUAUUCCUCCUCAUACUUAUCCUACAGGACCCUUCAUGUCUAUUCCUCCUCAUUCUCAUUCUACAGGACCCUCCAUGUCUAUUCCUCCCCAUAGUCAUCCCACAGGACCCUUCAUGUCUAUUCCUCCUCAUACUUAUCCUACAGGACUCUCCAUGUCUAUUCCUCCUCAUUCUCAUUCUACAGGAUCCUCCAUGUUUUUCCUCCUCAUUCUCAUCCUACAAGACCCUUAA
Molecule: messenger RNA, 1728 nt
Organism: Hyla sarda
Lineage: Eukaryota; Metazoa; Chordata; Amphibia; Anura; Hylidae
Exons: 2
Coding region: 1-1728 (575 amino acids)
Source: RefSeq, a predicted model, not a curated record